UUCCUCCUGCCACGCGUGGAGUUUGGUGGUGAACAAGAGCCCAAGAACUGCAAGACGGAUACUCAGCCGCCUGGAUGCGCGUGUGCGCCGGCGGGGAAGGCAGCGCCCGCCCGCCCCCCUCGCGCGGACCUCCCGCAGGCGGGAUGUGAAGGUACCUGCGGACUGGCCGGCCCGGACUGCCUGCCCCCGGCCCCCUCCCUCCCGCCUCCCGCCCGCGGCCUCAGCUCGCCAGCAUGAGAGGCACUGAGAAAGCAACAGCCUGCAAGUGACAGCUCCAGACCGAUUCCCCCCGCGCCAGAUCUCCGAGCCGAGCUGGGAAGUUGAUUGUGCAGCCGCUUCACCGCGAAUCCCUUCCGUUGGCAGCGCUAUGUUCGCCUCUAUCUGGUAUGCCAAGAAGCUGGGUCGCAGGUUCGUGCACAACGCCAGGAAGGCGAAAUCCGAAAAGGCCAGCCCUGCUCCUAUAAUUGUCAACACAGACACUUUGGACACGAUUCCUUAUGUCAAUGGGACAGAAAUUGAAUAUGAGUUUGAAGAAAUUACAUUGGAGAGGGGAAAUUCUGGCCUGGGAUUCAGUAUUGCUGGAGGGACAGAUAAUCCCCACAUUGGAGAUGACCCUGGCAUAUUUAUUACGAAGAUUAUACCGGGAGGUGCUGCAGCAGAGGAUGGCAGACUCAGGGUCAAUGACUGUAUCUUACGGGUGAAUGAGGUGGACGUGUCAGAGGUUUCCCACAGUAAAGCGGUGGAAGCACUCAAAGAAGCAGGGUCUAUCGUUCGGCUGUACGUGCGUAGAAGACGACCCAUUUUGGAGACUGUUGUGGAAAUCAAACUGUUCAAAGGGCCUAAAGGUUUAGGCUUCAGUAUCGCAGGAGGUGUGGGAAACCAGCACAUUCCUGGAGACAAUAGCAUUUAUGUCACUAAAAUUAUUGACGGAGGAGCUGCACAGAAAGAUGGAAGAUUGCAAGUAGGGGAUAGGCUACUAAUGGUAAACAACUACAGUUUAGAAGAAGUAACACACGAGGAGGCGGUAGCAAUAUUGAAGAACACAUCAGAUGUGGUUUAUCUAAAAGUUGGCAAACCCACCACCAUUUAUAUGACUGAUCCUUAUGGCCCACCUGAUAUUACGCACUCUUAUUCUCCACCGAUGGAAAACCAUCUUCUCUCUGGCAACAAUGGCACUUUAGAAUAUAAAACCUCCCUGCCGCCCAUCUCUCCAGGAAGGUACUCACCAAUUCCAAAGCACAUGCUUGUUGAAGACGAUUAUACCAGGCCUCCGGAACCCGUUUACAGCACUGUGAACAAACUGUGUGAUAAGCCUGCUUCUCCCAGGCACUAUUCCCCUGUUGAGUGUGACAAAAGCUUCCUUCUCUCAGCUCCCUACCCCCACUACCACCUAGGCCUGCUCCCCGACUCUGAGAUGACCAGUCAUUCCCAACACAGCACUGCAACCCGCCAACCUUCAGUGACUCUCCAACGGGCCAUCUCCCUGGAAGGGGAGCCCCGCAAGGUGGUCCUGCAUAAAGGAUCCACUGGCCUGGGCUUCAACAUCGUGGGCGGAGAAGACGGAGAAGGUAUUUUUGUCUCCUUCAUUCUGGCUGGUGGACCAGCAGACCUGAGCGGGGAGCUUCAGAGAGGAGACCAGAUCCUAUCUGUGAACGGCAUUGACCUUCGUGGAGCAUCCCAUGAACAGGCUGCUGCAGCACUGAAGGGGGCUGGACAGACGGUGACGAUUAUAGCACAAUAUCAACCUGAAGAUUACGCUCGAUUUGAGGCCAAAAUCCAUGACCUACGAGAGCAGAUGAUGAACCACAGCAUGAGCUCCGGGUCCGGGUCCCUGCGAACCAAUCAGAAGCGUUCCCUCUAUGUCAGAGCCAUGUUUGACUAUGACAAAAGCAAGGACAGUGGGCUGCCAAGUCAAGGACUUAGUUUUAAAUACGGAGAUAUUCUCCACGUUAUCAACGCCUCUGAUGACGAGUGGUGGCAAGCCAGGAGGGUCACGCUGGAGGGCGACAGUGAAGAGAUGGGAGUCAUCCCCAGCAAGCGGAGGGUGGAAAGAAAGGAACGUGCCCGAUUGAAGACAGUGAAGUUUAAUGCAAAACCUGGAGUGAUUGAUUCAAAAGGGGACAUCCCCGGAUUAGGUGACGACGGUUAUGGAACAAAGACUCUGAGAGGGCAAGAAGAUUUCAUUCUCUCUUAUGAGCCUGUCACAAGGCAGGAAAUAAACUAUACCCGACCCGUGAUUAUUCUGGGCCCCAUGAAGGAUCGGAUCAACGAUGACUUGAUAUCUGAAUUCCCUGACAAAUUUGGCUCCUGUGUGCCUCAUACUACGAGGCCAAAGCGUGACUACGAGGUGGAUGGCAGAGACUACCACUUUGUCAUUUCUAGAGAACAAAUGGAAAAAGACAUCCAAGAGCACAAGUUUAUAGAAGCCGGCCAGUACAAUGACAACUUAUACGGAACCAGUGUGCAGUCCGUGAGAUUUGUAGCAGAAAGGGGCAAACACUGUAUACUUGACGUAUCAGGAAAUGCUAUCAAGCGGUUACAAGUGGCCCAGCUGUAUCCCAUUGCCAUCUUCAUUAAACCCAAGUCUCUGGAACCUCUGAUGGAAAUGAAUAAGCGUCUAACAGAGGAACAAGCCAAGAAAACCUAUGACCGUGCAAUUAAGCUAGAACAAGAAUUUGGAGAAUAUUUUACAGCUAUCGUCCAAGGCGACACCCUAGAAGAUAUCUAUAACCAAUGCAAGCUUGUUAUCGAAGAGCAGUCUGGGCCUUUCAUCUGGAUUCCCUCAAAGGAGAAGUUAUAAAUUAGCUACUGCACCUCCAACAAUGACAGAAGAGCAUUUAGAAGAACAAAAUAUAUAUAAUAUACUACUUGGAGGCUUUUAUGUUUUUGUUGCAUUUAUGUUUUUGCAGUCAAUGUGAAUUCUUAUGAAUGUACAACACAAACUGUGUGAAGCCAUGAAGGAAAAGGAGGGGCCAAAGGGUGGGACAGAAAAGACGUUGCAGUACGCGGGGAAGGCUUUGGUUUGCUCAGAGUGCCAGGUGUAGGGACGAACCUCUGAUGGGCUCCAUGCCCAAGAGAUGGGCAGCCUCCUCACCCAGCAGGUGUCCAGAGCUGACUUAGCUGCUGAGCUCCCCGUGUUUUUGGCUUUAAAGAAAAGUUGCCAGCACUUGAACUUCACCAACCUUCCCAUUACCCACAUCUAUAACUGGUACACUUCAAAUUUUAGGACUAUGCACAGCCUUUGAUUUCUUUACAAGCAAAAGAAAGAAUGGGCGAGGGGAAGGAAAGGAGUCCCUUUGGAGACAGCAUAACAUUACUAUCAGGGAAGGAUGAGUGUGUAGUUUCUUUGCCUGGCAUCUACAAAGAUGAGCAUUUCAUAAAAUUCACAAGUGUGUGGAGGACUGACCUCAUUGGGAGGAGGGGAUUCCACCUGGGGUUAGCUUUAUGAUUGUUGAUUGUCUAUUUUGCCGUUUAUAAACUGAAAGA
Messenger RNA from Budorcas taxicolor (takin), 3486 nucleotides. RefSeq names its product discs large MAGUK scaffold protein 2 (gene DLG2). Gene Ontology annotation, molecular function: kinase binding. Gene Ontology annotation, biological process: chemical synaptic transmission. The transcript has 22 exons. The coding region runs from base 368 to 2800 and encodes 810 amino acids. Gene Ontology annotation, cellular component: neuromuscular junction; postsynaptic density membrane; neuron projection. The record is from RefSeq and is a predicted model, not a curated record. NCBI's taxonomy places the organism in Eukaryota, Metazoa, Chordata, Mammalia, Artiodactyla, Bovidae.